UGUGAGGCAGCAGCUGUCUCCAUUGCUCGGCCCACCACCAGACUGCUACCACCGCCAUCGCCGCCGCCAUCACCGGUCCCAUCACGACCGCCAUCACGUCGGCCACCGCGUGGCGUCGCAUCAGCCGCAUCCUUCCGGGCCUCGCGCCUCGGUUGGGUGGGGCCGCGCUCGCUCCGUUUCCGCCGCACGGCGCGCGUUCCAUAGCAGCUGCGCCUCCCGCCAUGGCGGCGCAAGAUGCGCCGCCGGCGCUCGACGGCGAGGCGGCGUACGAUUACGACCUGGUGGUCAUCGGGGGGGGCUCGGGCGGGCUCGCGUGCUCCAAGGAGGCGGCGAAGCUCGGCAAGAAGGUGGCAUGCUUAGACUUCGUGAAGCCAACGCCGAUCGGCACGCAGUGGGGCCUCGGAGGCACGUGUGUGAACGUGGGGUGCAUACCCAAGAAGCUCAUGCACCAGGCGGCGCUGCUAGGCGAGUCCUUCUCCGACGCGCGUGCAUUCGGAUGGGGCCUCCCGCCCGCCAUCAACUUCGACUGGGCGCGGCUGGUGCAAGGCGUGCAGGACCACAUCGGGUCGCUGAACUGGGGGUACCGCGUGGCGCUGCGCGACGGCAAGGUCACGUACGUCAACGCCAUGGGGCGCUUUGUGGACGCGCACACACUCGAAUGCACCACGCGCGCUGGCCAGGUGUCGCGCAUGACGGCGCAGCGCUUUGUGAUUGCGGUGGGCGGGCGGCCGCGCUACCUGGGCGUGCCGGGGGACAAAGAGCUCUGCAUCACCAGUGACGACAUCUUCUCGCUGCCGCAUGCGCCCGGCAAGACCCUGUGCGUGGGCGCCAGCUACAUCUCGCUGGAGACGGCGGGCUUCCUGGCGGGGCUGGGCUUCCCCGUGUCCGUCAUGCCGCGCUCCAUCCUGCUCCGCGGCUUCGACCAGGAGGUGGCGGAGCACAUAGGGCUGUACAUGGAGCGCCACGGCGUCACCUUCAUUCGCCCCGCCGUGCCCACACGCUUCGACCGCACUGCUGACGGCAAGGUGGCGGUGUCGUUCAAGCGCAUGGAGACAGGUGCGGAGGGCAGGGAGGAGUUUGACACGGUCAUCAUUGCUGUUGGCCGGGAUGCGCAGACAGAGGACCUGAACCUGCCAGCAGCGGGCGUGGACGUGAAUCCGCUCAACGGCAAGAUCAUAGCACCGGACGAGCAGACGUCGGCGCCGCACAUCUACGCCAUAGGCGACGUGCUGGACACGCGGCAGGAGCUCACCCCUGUGGCCAUCAAGGCCGGCCAGCUGCUGGCGCAGCGACUCUAUGCGGGCGGCACUCAGCGCAUGGACUAUAACCUGGUGCCGACGACGGUGUUCACGCCAUUGGAGUACGGGUGCAUCGGCAUGGCGGAGGAGCUCGCCAUCGCCACAUACGGCCCCGACAACAUCGAGGUGUACCACUCGUACUUCAAGCCGCUGGAGUGGCAGGUGAACCACGAGGAGGCCAACGGCGUGUCGCACAGAGAGGACAACGUGUGCUACGCCAAGCUGGUGUGCAACAAGCUGGACAGCGACCGCGUGCUGGGGCUGCACGUGGUGGGACCCAACGCAGGGGAAAUCACGCAGGGCUACGCAGUGGCGAUGCGCAUGGGAGCGUGCAAGGCGGACUUUGAUGCGACGGUGGGCAUCCAUCCCACCAUGAGCGAGGAGUUCACCUUGCUGCGCGUCACCCGCCGCUCCGGCCAGAGCCCCUACAAGACCGGCUGCUGAGGCUAAGCGCCCGCUGCACUCUCCCCUGCACGGCCGCACUCUCUUGUCUCGGCUGUCUGCCUCUGCACAUCGUGUGCGCACAUGACUGCCGCACACAGUGUGCGCUUGUAGGAGCAGCGAGCGGGAGAGGGUGGCAGCGGGGUAGUGGGAGACGCAGCGGGAGUGCAGCACACUGGUGGGCUUGCCUCGUCCCCUCAGGUUGAGAUCCCAGCUGUGGGUCUCUCCUGUAAGGGGGGCGGUGCAGCAAAGGGGUGUGAGGCAGAGAGGGCGUUAUGACGGCGGUCUCCUCAAGGCCCGCGGGCUCGGAGCCUGCCUGAACCACCCUUGCUCUCACGGCGCGUGCCGAGGAAGGGACGGCGGAGCAGAGGGGACAAGGGGUCCUCCUGACCUGUCCUGCGCUCACACGAGUCUGCCUUCCCUUCCGAGGCGCAGCCACGAGCAGCAAGCGGGCCUUCUCAUGCCGCAGCAGCUGCUGGAGAGUGGCACGGUGACACCGCUUCCCAUGGGUGUUGCUGGUGCCGCCUCCACAGCACGCGGCCCCUACCGCUGGUGUGCUUGCCUAGUGACCAGUACUCGAAAUUGCCGUACCGGUAUGUUCAUGUGAGACGAGCAGCUUUGCAAGCAGGCACAUCGCAGGCCACACGAACCGUUUUUCUCAACACAUGUUUGAUUUUCAUGCUUGUGUUCAUAGCACCAUGUCAUACAGGAAUCCUGGGCUGGGAUGCGCUAGGAAACAUGCUCAUGCAUGCAUGUGCAUCUAUCAGGCGUACUACCACCAAUGUGGUGGUGCAGAAAUGCAGCUAUUGUAGGUCUUCCUGUGGUAACCCGCCUCUUCUAAGCUGGAAAUGGGCAGGCUUGGGUGCGCUGCCCUUGAGGGGCAUGGCGCUAUGUCCCUGAUU
Molecule: messenger RNA, 2641 nt
Organism: Closterium sp. NIES-67
Lineage: Eukaryota; Viridiplantae; Streptophyta; Zygnematophyceae; Desmidiales; Closteriaceae
Source: the annotation of a GenBank genome assembly